AUGGCUACGACACAUGAAGAGCUGAUGCAGUUCGCUAAGGCAGCUGAGACCGCGAUAAAAAAUUGUGCGGUUCGUUUGGCCGGGUCCAAAGGAAUAGCCCAAGCCAAAAGCGGCUGCUAUGUGUAUAAGCCGCAAGGUGCCCAAAACCUCAAGCCAAUAUCUCGAACUACUGAUGAAAGAAACUGCUUCUCAGACUUACAACCUAGAGUAAUGCUCAUUAAUGCUGUCGGCGGUAUGUUUAUAAGGCUGUCGCAAUGGCUGGCGAUUCAUGCUGACGGCACGGUGUCGGUCUACACCGGCAAGGUCGAACUGGGGCAGGGCAUCAUCACGGCGCUCGCGCAAAUCGUGGCCGGGGAACUGGAUAUUGCCUUGUCGCGUGUGCGCCUGGUUGCAGCCAGCACAGGCGGCAGUCCGAAUGAAGGCGUCACGGCGGGCAGCAUGUCGGUGCACGACUCCGGCGGCGCCUUGCGCCAGGUGUGUGCCGAGGUGCGGGCCAUUUACCUGCUGGCGGCAGCAGCGCGCCUGAACCUGACGCCGGACGCCGUUGCAAAGCUUGAGGUAAACGACGGGCAGAUAGGCACAGGCGACGGCAAAGUCACCAGUUACUGGGAUCUCGCUGAUGAGACCUUGCUGGACUGCGAGGCUUGCGGCGUUGCAUUGCCCAAACCUGCCGGCCGUUCGCAGCUUGCGGCGCAGCGGGUGGAUAUUCCCGACAAGGUAAUGGGCCACGCGCGUUUUAUCCAGGACAUGAGCCUGCCCGGCAUGCUGUACGGGCGUGUCCUGCAUCCACCGUCGCCGGGCGCAGUAUUGCAGCCCAUUGAGCUUGAAACCGUCAAUGAGUUGCCAGGCGUCGUGACCACAGUGCGCGACGGCAGCUUUGUUGGCGUGGUUGCCGACAACGAAUACGGCGCGGUAAAGGCGCUGGCGAAGUUGACGCGGCUGGCGACCUGGUCUGAAACGCCGGCCCUGCCAGACAUGAACGCCAUGCAGGAUUUUUUGCGUUCGCAGCCCGCAGAAACGACUGUGUUUGCCGAGAAGACGGGUGCAGAUAUAGCGGCCGGUGCGCGUGAGUUUGCUGCUGCCUAUUCGCGCCCCUUCCUGGCACAUGCAUCCAUCGGCCCUUCGUGCGCCGUGGCGCUUUACCAGCCAUCAGCGCUGAAGGUCUGGACGCACAGCCAGGGCAUGCAUAACCUGCGUGCUGACCUUGCCGUGAUGUUUGAGAUGCCUGCAGAAAACAUCGCGUUGCAGCAUGUGGAAGGUGCCGGCUGUUACGGGCACAACGGUGCUGAUGAUGCCGCUGCAGACGCUGCGCUGCUGGCGCGUGCGGUGCCGGGCAGGCCUGUACAGCUGCAGUGGACACGUGAAGACGAACUGGGCUGCGCGCCUUUUGGCGCAGCCAUGGCUGUUGACCUCAAGGCAACAGUCGAUGCCAGCGGCCGUAUUGCCACCUGGCAGCAUGACGUGUGGUCUACCGGGCACAGCAUGCGGCCCGGGCGCAGCAAGAUACCCGUGCUCAUGGCCGCCAGCCUGCUUGAGAAGGGCUAUGAAAAGCAGGUCGCCAUCAACAUGCCGACUGCUUCGGGUGGUGGUGCGGAGCGCAAUUCGGCGCCGCUUUACGACUUUGAGCAAUGGCGUGCAACCAGCCACCGCAGUCUGGUGAUGCCGUUGCGGACUUCGUCCCUGCGCUCGCUGGGUGCGCACUGCAAUGUGUUUGCCGUCGAAUCGUUCAUGGAUGAAAUAGCUGCUUCGCUGCAGCUUGACCCGCUGGACUUUCGUUUGCGCCACCUCUCUGACCCCAGGGCACUUGAGGUGCUCAAGGCCGUGGCCGAUAUGUCGGGCUGGCGCCAUCGUGCUGAAAAGAAGGCCGGGGGCGAGGGCCGCGGCAUGGGCCUGGCCUUUGCCCGGUAUAAAAGCACCGGUGCGUGGUGUGCAGCGGUAGCCCUGAUCGAUGCAGGCCAGGAGCUCAAGGUUGAAAAGCUCUGGCUUGCUGUUGAUGUGGGCCGGGUCGUCAACCUUGACGGCGUUGUCAACCAGAUUGAAGGCGGCGCCAUCCAGACGGUGAGCUGGGUGCUCAAGGAGCAGGUGCAGUUCGACCGCACGCGUGUGCUCAGCAAAACCUGGGAAAGCUACCCCAUCCUGCGUUUCUCCGAGGUGCCAGCCGUCGAGGUCAAGGUGCUCGACAGGCCAGACCAGAAAUCCAUAGGCGCAGGCGAACCCACGCACGGCCCGGUUGCCGCUGCCAUAGCCAAUGCACUGGCCGACGCACUGGGUGUGCGGGUGCGCAAUAUGCCGCUCAGUACCGACAACAUCACGCAGGCCGCGCUGGCCGAAGACACCGUACAGAACUGA
Molecule: messenger RNA, 2349 nt
Organism: Ostertagia ostertagi
Lineage: Eukaryota; Metazoa; Nematoda; Chromadorea; Rhabditida; Trichostrongylidae
Source: the annotation of a GenBank genome assembly